Messenger RNA from Dunckerocampus dactyliophorus (ringed pipefish), 8938 nucleotides. RefSeq lists its product as uncharacterized. Bases 39 to 7613 code for a protein of 2524 amino acids. Gene Ontology annotation, molecular function: protein binding. The transcript is spliced from 30 exons. Lineage: Eukaryota; Metazoa; Chordata; Actinopteri; Syngnathiformes; Syngnathidae. The record is from RefSeq and is a predicted model, not a curated record.
CCCAAAUCUGUGGUGCUAAUUCCUCCUCUCUGUCAUGGAUGCCAAUGGCUGAUGCCAUAGGUUAUAUAGUCAAUGCAACAUCCGCAAGUGGCCACUCGGUGUCCUGCAGCUCAGACACUCCAACAUGUGCACUAACAGACCUAGCGUGUGGUGAGACCUACACAGCCACUGUCAUGGCUCAAGGAAUGCAGUGUGACAGUCCGCCCGGACCCAGUGCUAACAUUACCACAGCUCCCUGUCCUCCAACACUUAUAUCUAAGCAGUUCAUGUGUGGCAAUCACACAGCCGUGCUCAGUUGGAGUGACAGUGUUGGACAUCUUGGCUUCGAAGCGCGGAUAGCAGGAGAGAACUAUCUGGUCAGCUGUAGGACUACAAGUACCAGCUGUGUAGUUCAUGAUCUACCUUGUGGCUCGGAUUUUAAUGUUACUGUGCAGACUGAGGGGGCACAGUGCAACAGUACCCCUAGUAUCUGUCAAGUGUUACAAACUGUCCCGUGCGCCCCAGAGAACAUUAGCGCCACGCUUGUGUGUUUCAAUCACUCAGCCCUGGUGUCAUGGGUGGGAAGCCCCAGUGCUGUAGAAUACACAGUGACGUCUACAGGCCAGGAUGGACACACACAUGAAUGCCACACCAACACUACCAGCUGUAAACUGUCACACAUCCACUGUGGUGAAACGUAUAACAUCACUGUAACACCGCACUCUGAGUCAUGUGCUGGACACCCUAGUCAAGUCUACACCUUCAGAGCAGGUCUUUGUCCUCCUGAGAAUGUCACCAUUUCCACAGCAUGUCAGGACAACCCCACUGUGUCAUGGUCCAAUGUAACCAAUGCUGAGAUGUACAUAGCAACAGCGACCGCCGAUGAUGGGCACACACACAAUUGCAGCUCCGACAGUUCUACCUCAUGCCAGUUCACUGACCUCCACUGUGCGCAAACGUACACCGUCACUGUGGUUACUGUUGACCGGGGCUGUUGGAGUGGGCCUAGCUCAGCUGUGGAAGUGACCACAGCUCUGUGUCCGCCCACUAACCUGGCGGGGCAGGUCGCCUGCAAUACCAAUGCAGUGACCAUCUCAUGGGAUGAGAGUUUAGAUCCGUGGGAUUCCUACAUUCUGGAAUAUGAGCCUCUUAGAGGCACGCCACUUACUUCAACGAUGACGACCUCGAACACCUCACACACUUUGACCAACCUGCAGUGUGGACAGAGAUAUUCCUUCUCCAUUGCAGUUCAGAAAGACCUUUGCCAGAGCAGCUACAGCCCUCCUCUGGAAUUAAGUACAGCACCCUGCCAGCCCACAAACUUCACUGCUCAUGUAGACUGUGGGUCAAACAAAGGCAACUUCUCCUGGUAUGAAAGCAACGGAGCAGCUUUUUACACAGUAGAGGUGACGGGGGAGCACGGUCAUGUGGCAUCCUGCUCAUCCAAUGACACUUCCUGCGCUGUCAGACUCCACUGCGGUCGUUCGUACUCGGGCUCCCUGGUGGCAUCCACCGAGAGCUGCAACAGUACCGAACACACCAAUAUUUAUUUCAACUCGGCUCCUUGUCUUCCUGAAGAUGUCCUAGCUGUACUGGACUGUGACUCCAAUGAGAUGAACGUGAGCUGGUCUGAGACCCCUGGCUCAGACAACUACACGGCCUGGGCCAUCAGCGCUGACCGACACACAGCCUCCUGUAACUCCACAUACAACAAUUGCUCCAUCACUGACCUGCAGUGUGGCCACGUCUAUGAGGUGGUUGUCACCUCAUCCUCUGUUAACUGUGAAAUCAUUGCUGGUUCUGACUAUAAGGUCCAGGCUGCGCCCUGUAAAAUGGAAAACACCACAGCAGAUCUCAACUGCAGCUCCAACAUCAUGACAGUGACGUGGGAUCAAGUCACCUCACUGGCUCAGAACUUCACAGUAAGAGCUACGUCCCCUUCAGGUGUUAACUCCACUUGUGAAACCAGUGAUAGCAGCUGUUCCCUCCUGGACCUGAGCUGUGGUCAGCUCUACACUUUCACUGUGACGGGUCACACCAAUGUCUGCAUGAGCGCGAUGAGCUACCCCACAGAGAAGCUAACUGCACCGUGUCCCCCUGGAGACGUGUAUGCAGGGAUGAACUGUACCAGUCGAGAAGCUAUGGUCAGCUGGACAACCGCUGCUGCAGCCACAGCCUACAGCGUCCAGGCAACGUCCACCUACGGUCACAACUCCUCCUGCAUUGAGAUGGGAACAUCAUGUGAUCUUAAGAACCUGGUCUGUGGACAGAACUACUCGGUGAUGGUGGAGGCGAUGCAUUCUGGGUGUGCCGGUCUAACUAGUAGCCCAGUCUGGCUUGCUACAGAACCGUGUGUUCCCAUGAACGUCUCUGUCAACUACAAUGUAAGCGAUGCCCGUGUGCAAUGGAGUGCAGCAAACGGUGCAAGUUCCUACUCAGUGCGGGCUGUAAAUGAUGCGGGCUGGGUUGUCACAUGUAACAGCCCCACAAGCAGCUGCUAUCUGAGUGGCCUGCAGUGCAGCGAGAUCUACAAUGUCACAGUGACAGCACACAACCAGGCUUGUGACAGUUUCACCUCCGAUACCAGGCAGCUUAAUACAGAACCAUGCCCCCCCACGAAUGUUCAAGCCAGUGUGCAGUGUGAACAACUUACAGCAACUGUUUCCUGGGAUCAGAGUGAGCUUGCUGUGGGUUAUGUCGCCUACUUUGACGACUCAUACUACGCUUUGACCUGUGAGGCUGCAGACACGGACACCAGCUGUGUUGUCUCAGGACUGAUGUGUGGCACGCAUUAUUACGUGUGGGUCAAAGCGUUGGGAGAGGAGUACAACAGCUCUUCCAGCACAAUGGUCUCGCUCACAACAGCGCCUUGUCGACCUAGUGGUAUUGAGGCUGUUCUGGACUGCGAGACCAAGUCCGCUACUGUAUCCUGGCUACCCAGCAUUGGAGCCGUGUCUUACGUGGCUGAACUUCCAGCCUUGUUGGGCCACACCACCAGCUGCGCCACCAACCACACCUACUGUUUGCUGCCAUAUCUGCAGUGUGGACAAGAAUACAACGUCACUGUGACGACUGUGGGCGAGACUUGCAACAGCACUGGCCAAAUGUCAGGAUACCUCACCACAGAGCCUUGUGUUCCCAUGAAUCUGUCCAUCUACUUCAGUAUCGGCGAAGCUCAUGUCAUGUGGAACACAGCAAGAGGCGCCAAGUCUUCUUCUGUCCAGGCUGUGACUGACCAGGGAUUGACAGCCAACUGCAGCACCAACGGCACCCACUGCACCUUAACUGAUUUAGAGUGCAGUCAGAUCUACAACGUUACUGUGACUGCACACAACAAGGCCUGCAACAACACAGCCAUAUCUGGAACCUACCAACUCAUGACAGAACCCUGCCCACCCAUCAACGUUGAGGCCAGUGUGCAGUGUGAACAACUUAUAGCUACUGUUAGCUGGGAGCUGAGUGAGCUUGCUGUGGGUUAUGUCGGCUACUUUGAUGACACAUACUACACUUUGACCUGUGAGGCUGCAGACACAGAAACCAGCUGUGUUGUGUCAGGACUGAUGUGCGGCACACAAUAUGACGUGUGGGUCAAAGCGUUGGGAGAGGAGUACAACAGCUCUUCCAGCACAAUGGUCUCGCUCACAUCAGCUCCAUGCCUGCCCACGAGCAUAGAGGUUGACGUGAAUUGUGACUAUGAUGGUGUGGCAAUGGCUUCCUGGAAUGCUACUCACGGCGCAGCAAACAUUUCCCUGACAGCCAGUGGAAGUCUUCAGGUGCAAUGUGAAGCCCAGCACAACACCUGUAACCUGACAGGCUUAAGUUGCGGGGAAACCUACAACCUGAGCCUCACAGCAAGCAACAACCAGUGCACCCUCACGUCACAUCUGUACUCUAACGUCACCACACGCCCAUGCACACCUCAGUAUGUGAAUGCUGUCCUGCAGUGUGGCUCUGAUACUGCCACCCUGUCAUGGGACAAGCAGUCUGAUGUGGAACUUUACAUGGGAAGCGCCGUCACUGCUUCAGGAGAGGUGCAUUGGUGUAACUCCACAGGUUAUUCCUGUGAAUUCACAGGACUCUCCUGUGGGGAGACGUACAACUUAACUGUGACAGCAGAGAGUCACGGCUGCCACAGCCAAGCCAGUGACACAGUGGUCAUACACACAGAUCCUUGCCAGCCUGUGAUGGUUUCGGCUCAGGUGGUUUGUCAGAGCGAGGGGGUACAACUUUCCUGGCAUCCAGCGAGUGGCGUGGUGCAUUACUUAAUCACAGCCACAGGAAGCCUCGGCUACGUGGAGAACUACAAUACGACGCAGACAGACCUGACUGCUGUCCUACCAUGCGGCCAGAACUACAGCGUUAUUGUGCAAGGCCAAGGCAGCAAAUGCAACAGUCUCCCAAGCAGCCCUGCCUUUUUCAAGACAACUCCAUGCACCCCUCGUGAUGUGACAACCUACAUACAGUGUGAGGGGAGCACAGCCUCUGUUAUGUGGGGGGCAACUGAAGGUGCUCUAAAAUAUGCUGCAGAAGCCACUGGGCUUGAUGGACAUGUUCACUGGUGUUACAGCAACACCACCCACUGCACCUGGGAUGACCUGCAUUGUGGGGAGCAAUACACAGUCGUGGUGAGGGCGGAGGAUGAGAACUGCACCAGCCUGAACAGCAACAGCACUGUCAUCUACAUGGAUCCCUGCUUGCCCCAGAAUGUACUUGCAUCGGUUGACUGUUAUAUGAACGUUGUCUCUCUGAGUUGGGACACCAGUAACGGGACGAUGAUGUACGUGGUCUCAGCUGAGGCGGGAAGCCAAAGUGUUGAGCUUAGCACUAAUGACACCGUAGCGCAGUUCUCGGACCUUAUCUGUGGGGGAAAUUACAGCUUCACAGUGACACCUCACGGGCACUACUGCGUGGGCAUGACCAGUGUUCUUGCCUCCAUACAGAUAUGGCCAUGUCCACCUGAGGGGGUCUACACCACACAGGACUGCCUCUCUGGUAUCGUCAUGGUAACAUGGCAACCCAGCGACGGGGCAGUACACUACACGGCCACCAUGGAGUCAAACAGCGGCGUCUCCCAAAACUGCAUGUCAUACUCUGAUAGAUGCAACGUCCCCGGACUGACCUGCGGAUACAACUACUCUGUGUCCGUCACAGCGAGCAACCAUCAGUGUAACGUUACCUCCAUGGAGCCUCACAGUCUGCAGUCAGUGCCUUGUGUUCCUACUAACGUCUCCGUGGAGAUGGACUGUGCCAACAACACCGCAGUCGUGUCCUGGUCUGUCAGUCACGGUGCAUUGAAGUACUUAAUGACAGCCUCCAGUCACUAUCGCAACAUCAGCCACCAGACCUCUGACCUCAACUGUACACCGGAUGACCUCAUGUGUGGUAGCCGAUAUUCCAUUCAAGUGGUGGCAAUGGAUGACAACUGCUCCAGUGUUCCCAGUCAAGUCCUGGUAUUUGACUCAGCACCAUGUCCACCCCAGAAUGUGACGACCCAGCUAAGCUGCAUGUCCGACAACUUGACAGUUUCUUGGGACUCGGUCGGGGAUGUUGACUACUUUUUGGUGUGGAUAAACGGGUACAUGGGAGGAAGCAGCGACACCUUUAACACCACCAGCACAGAGUGUUCCACUAGUAACAUGAUAUGCGGGAAUAACUACACUGUCCAAGUCGCAUCCGUCAGAGGGGACUGCCAGACCAGAUCCAAGCAGACCCACAGCGUUCUGUCAGCCCCAUGCCAGCCUCAGAACAUCCAAGGCAGGCUAGACUGCGUGACCAAUUCGGCCUGGAUCUCAUGGGACACCGCCAUGGGCGCUGACUGCUACACUGUGUCAGCAGUCGGGGAAGACAACAGCAUGGCCAACUGUACCACCUGGACAAACACCACCUGUGAGGUGGAGGACCUGGCUUGUGGCAUUCUUUAUAACUUCAGUGUGACUGCAAAGAACAGCCAGUGUGAGAGUCAGCCCAGCACAACCAUUGACCUGCAGACUGCCCCCUGCUCCCUGUCUGGCAUUACAGCCAUCCCUCAGUGCCAUAACUCCUCCAUCCUCGUCAUGUGGGAGCUCGCAGAGGGCAGCGAGGGAGACACGGUGUACACCGCCACAGCUGAAGCCAGUGACUACACGUACUUGUCUUGCAAUGGCACUGGGACCAGCUGUACCCUGCAUGGGGCGCAAUGCGACUUCCACUACACCAUCAUCGUUGCUGCUUCAUCAGACCAGUGCAGCAGUUUGAGAAGUCCGCCGUACAGGAUAAGCAUGGAACCAUGUCCACCUAAUGAGGUAAACGUCACCGCCUACUGUGAGGAACACAGCGCACUGGUGUCCUGGACCCGCUCCCCGGUUGCUGCAACCUACCACGUUGUUGCAAAAGCUGCAGAUGGACACAUAUACACCUGCGACGCCUUCUCCACCAACUGCAGCUUAACGGGACUCCACUGUGAUGAGCAGUACGCAGUGUAUGUCACGUCCAGCCACGAGAACUGCACAAGUGCAGCCAGCUACAAUGUUACCCUCAACACAGGUCCUUGUCGGCCAGAUGAUCUGUCAGUGACCUUCCACUGCAGUAAUCAGUCUGCAGUGUUGUCCUGGACCCCCAGUGAUAAUGCUGUGGACUACCAUGCCUGUGCUCAGUCAUGGAGCGGAGAUAUGCUCUACUGCCACAGCACAUAUCCCACGUGUACCAUCCAGAAUCUGGAUUGUGGGGUGCUGUAUAACUUCUCUGUCCAGGCUUCGGACGGCACUUGCAACAGCUCCUUCAGCGACCCAGUUCAGACAGGAGCAGCCCCUUGUCCUCCAGAUGCUGUUCAGGUGCAGCCUGGGGUGAUAUAUAUGGACGUCCAGACAAUGAUGUUUAGCUGGAUGGACACAGGCUGCACAGAAACGGAGUACCUGCUGAUUUUAACAGGAAACCUGCUGGGAGACAACCAGGCUCAGUUUGAGCUGUCUUCCUACUGGACAAACAGGACAUCAUUUGAGAUUCCACUUCCUUGCGGGUCAUGGUACUCGGCUGCAGUGGAGAGCCGCAACAUGGCCGGAACCAGUGACCGAUCUGUGCCUCUUAAUGGAACAACAGCGCCGUGUCCACCAAUGAAUGUGAUCUACAGUAAUGACAGCCUUGUCACCACAGUUUCCUGGGACCCAUCAGUGUUUGCCACCACAUACUCUGUGUACACGCAAACUGUUUCACUCAGUUCCCAGCUGUGCACCACCCCAGGCCUGUCCUGCUCCCUGCCCCCCAGCAUCUCCUCUGCAGAACUGCUGAUCACGGCCAGCAAUACAGCCGGAGAAAGCGAAGGAGCGAGCGUCACGACUGUGAUUCCACAUGAACGCAGAAAAAGAGACCUCAGUGAGAGUGAGGGCCUGCCAGCUCCUGUGGUACAGGCCAAAGUGGCAAAUUCAACAGUCAUUGCCGCCGAGUGGUCCCAAGUCGACUCUGCCAUUGAUUACAAGCUGAUGAUCACGCAGCAGGGCAUUGCUGAGGGUCCACAGGAACUAACAGUGAUCGGGGAAAGCAUCAUCCUUGUCGAUCUGAGCCUCAACUCCACUUACUGCCUUACGGUGUCGGCAAGGAACAAUACCAAUGUGGGACCAGAAUCGGAACCUGUCUGUUUGCAAACAGGCUCGACCCACUGACAUGUCCACACUAUACACCUGAUGAUAAUGUGACGAUGAAACCUUACAACACCCUGCUUAGACCUGCCGCAACUCAAGAAGUUCUUUUUUUGACUAGCAAUUGCACGUUAUAUGGGCAAAAGUAUUGAACCACAGCACUUACUGUAAUUGUUUAUUGAGACUGAAGAAGUGAUUGCCACCACUUUCAAAAGGAAGUUACACUUUUUACCCUUAGGUAAUCCCAAAACGGUCCCUCUCAUACUGUAUAAGCCUUUUUUUUUUAAUUUAGCUAUAUUAAAUCUUUUCAGCACCUUCCAGCCAAACCAUUUUUCAAAAAUCUAUUUUGGAUGUUUUUAUGCCUUUUUGUAAUAAGAACCUCAAUAGGAAAAACACAAAAUAUACAAAAUUUUCCAAAGUAGAAUAUUUGGGAUGAGGUUAUUACUGGGGCUGCAACUAACAAUUAUUUUCUUAGUCGAUUAAUCUGAAGCUUGUUGUUUCAACUAAUCCAGUAAUCGGUUAGGCCCAAAACAGACCAAAUCAAUACGAACCAAACACUUAACAGUUACUGGUUUGGUCUGCAACAUAUCAGAAAAGAGGCAAAACUGUUGAUUGAUUGUUGCAGCUUUAGUUAUUACAGCCUAUGGCAGGGGUGACCAAUGUGCAGCCCGGCCGCCCAUUUACGACCUGUGGCUCAUUUGUUUCAGUGGCCCAUGGCACAUUGUAGAAAUAAAAUUAAGCAAAAAAAAAAAACCCAGCAAAAAUUGUAAAAAUGGAACACAAAGACACAAUGUAAAGAGGAAAGGCUGAAAUGUUGAUACUAAUAACACAAAGCUUUGUUUUGAACAUAUACAAUUUUACAAAAUAAAAAAAAAUAAAUAAACAUAGCCCCCAGCAUCCUUUGUUUUGAUUUUCUUUGAGAAGUUUGAACAUCACUGUGCCAGUGUCCAGUGGGACCAAAUCCGUUCCGACUGUAAAAAGUGUAUAGAUAAGUAUAUGCGCAUCUACUACUACCUAUACUUACCUGACAAACUACUUACCUGACAAAAGGGGAUUGUUACUUCACAAAAAAAAAAAAUCAUGGCAUGUUUCAGAAAUAAACCUUAAAACUGACCAAUACACUGGUAAUCAAAAGUCAUGGUAUGGUUUACUCAGUCAAGAUUGUGAGUAAAUGUGACUCCUGACCUCACAAAUGCGCUCCAAAAUGCACAGAAGCUCUUUAAGUGUAAUGGCCACUAUUUUUGUCCAUAUAGUGUAGCGAAUUUACACUACAAGGCAGGUAACAGAUCCUAAUAAGUCUAACGUGUUGUUUCAAAAAACAGAAAACUUUCUAUUGCUACAUCUUAAUG